AUGAAGAUUCCAUCAGCUAAAACUUCUGCCGAUGAAACACAUUCGUUAACACAAGAACCAAGUAAUACAAGCAAUCGAACUCCACGUCGAAGUCAUGUAUCACUAGCAUCAUCGAAACGCCCAUCAAUGAUUCCUGGCGCAUCAAAUUCAAAUACACCUAAACAGGGCAUGUUUCGUCGAGCAGUUCCACAAAUGCCACAUGGUUUAGCCUGUUUUUGCUUUUUACUCAAUGUUACAUUGCCUGGAACAGGAACAUUAAUCAGUGCAUUCGCUGUGUUUUGCUGUGGAAAACAUGGCUACGAAAAAAACAUUGUAGCAUUUCUCUAUAAUAUUCUUGCUGCUAUUUUACAAAGUGCUACAAUAUUUUUACUUGUGGGUUGGAUUUGGUCAAUUCGAUGGGGUAUUCUUUUUGUUCAAUUAUCAGGCAACAAAAAUCCAGCGGCACAACCGACACCAUUCUACGUCCGUCGUCAAUCGAGUGUUGACACAUAUAUGCAGCCCUUCGUAACUCAAAUGGUAGUGCCACGCGUCCCACCCGUAUACGAAGAGAACAACGAACAAGAUGUUGUAUGA
Molecule: messenger RNA, 573 nt
Organism: Rotaria socialis
Lineage: Eukaryota; Metazoa; Rotifera; Eurotatoria; Philodinida; Philodinidae
Source: the annotation of a GenBank genome assembly